Pieris macdunnoughi is the source of this 1005-nucleotide messenger RNA. Lineage: Eukaryota; Metazoa; Arthropoda; Insecta; Lepidoptera; Pieridae. The record is from the annotation of a GenBank genome assembly.
AUGUGGUGCGGUCAUUCUGUGUUCCUGAGGCCAGUUCCUGAUUGCGAUGACGAAUACCCCGAUGAGGUUGGUGAGCCUUCAGCUGCGUGUACUGAUCCUUCUGCUUCCUCAAGAACACACGAACCACAUAUUGGUGACAAUGGCGAGCAAGAUGCUGUUCUCCCGAAGAAGAGAUCACCAGUUUAUCCGAGGACAGUGCACGGUCAGGAGAGGCCGUAUAAGUAUGUAUAUUGCGAUGACGAAUACCCUGAUGACGUUGGUGAGCCUUCAGCUGCGUGUACUGAUCCUUCAGCUUCCUCAAGAACACACGAACCACAUAUUGGUGACCAUGGCGAGCAAGAUGCCGUUCUCCUGAAGAAGAGAUCACCAGUGCAUCCGAGGACGUGUGUGCCUUGCUGGUUGAAACGGACUGCCAAUGUAGUGCGGUCAUGGUGUGUUCCUGAGACCAGCAACCUUAAGAAGCGGGCCUCGGCAGACGUGCAUAGGGUGCGCGUGGCGGGCGCUGUCCCGGAAGAUGUGUUCUUUGAACACAUAUCAGGCGUAGUCCUGGUUCACAUUGCUAACGAGGGAACUUUUACAAGUUCAAAUUGCGAUGACGAAUACCCUGAUGACGUAGGUGAGCCUUCAGCUGCGUGUACUGAUCCUUCAGCUUCCUCAAGAACACACGAACCACAUAUUGGUGACUAUGGCGAGCAAGAUGCCGUUCUCCUGAAGAAGAGAUCACCAGUGUAUCCGGGGACGGUGCACGGUCAGGAGAGGCCAUAUAAUUAUGUAUGGACUGCCAAUGUAGUGCGGUCAUGGUGUGUUCCUGAGGCCAGCAACCUUAAGAAGCGGGCCUCGGCAGACGUGCAUCCUGUGCGCGUGGCGGGCGCUGUCCCGGAAGAUGUGUUCUUUGAACACAUAUCAGGCGCAGUCCUGGUUCACAUUGCUAACGAGAGAACUUUUACAAGUUCAAGUAUGAGAAUGUGUGAGAUGUUUUGUGAGAUGAUGUAUGCAUACUUUUGA